This is a messenger RNA of Coregonus clupeaformis (lake whitefish), 1323 nucleotides long. RefSeq names its product E3 ubiquitin-protein ligase TRIM39-like. Gene Ontology annotation, molecular function: zinc ion binding; protein binding. The transcript has a single exon. Lineage: Eukaryota; Metazoa; Chordata; Actinopteri; Salmoniformes; Salmonidae. The record is from RefSeq and is a predicted model, not a curated record. The coding region runs from base 1 to 1323 and encodes 440 amino acids.
AUGGAGAACCUGGAAGACAGAAUCAUGUGUAAGAAACACAACACACUUCUUGAGCUGUUCUGUAGAACUGACCAGACAUGUGUUUGUCAGUUCUGCAUUGAGACAGACCACAAGACUCACCACAUCGUCCAUCUAGAGGAAGAGUGUGGAGAGAGGAAGGCUCAGCUGGGAAAGACGGAGGCACAAGUACAGCAGAUGAUCCAGGAGCGAAUGCAAAAGGGUUGGGAGAUCAAACAUUCAGUAGAGCUCAGCAAGAGAGACGCAGAGAGAGAGAUAGCGGACAGCAUGCAGGUCUUCACUGAUCUGGUGCACUUCAUUGAGAGAAGCCAGGCUGAGCUCAUUGAGGUGGUUGAGGAGAAGCAGAAAGCAGCAGAGAAGCGGGCUGAAGGGUUCAUUAAAGAGCUGGAGCAGGAAAUCAAUGAGCUACUGAGGAGAAGCACUGAGCUGAAGCAGCUCUCACAUACUGAGGACCACCUUCACCUCCUCCAGAGCUCCCCAUCCCUAUGUACCCCUCCAAAUGCCAAGAACUGGUCUGAUAUCAGUAUUCACACUGAGCUGGUGAAUGUGAGGAGAGUUUUGAGGAACUCUGUGUCAGAGCUGGAGGAGAAGACGAGGAAAGCAUUUUCUGAGCUUAUGGAAAAAUGCAAUAAAGCAAUGGAGAAGUUUCCUGACAAUCUGAAGUUUCCUGACAAGCUGAAGAUUCCUGACAAUCUGAAGAGUAUGAAGCAGUAUGCAGUGGAUGUGACUCUGGACCCUGAUACAGCAAAUCCCUUUCUUGGCCUGUCUGCGGACAGGAAACAAGUGAGUGUUGGACAGACAUGGAACGUUCGCCCUGAAAACCCAAAGAGGUUUGUUAGUCGCUGUAUUCUGGGAAAGGAGGGCUUCUCCUCAGGGAGAUUUUACUAUGAGGUGCAGAUGGAGGGGAGGAUUUGCUGGGAGUUAGGAGUGGCCAGAGAGUCCAUCAAUAGGUCCAUCGAGAGGCAAUACUUAGGGAGUAGAUUAGAUUUAGGGCUUCCACUGACCCCUGAGGGUGGAUUCUGGACAGUGGGACAGAAGAAUAUGUUUAUGGAUACUAUCUCUAUUACCCAUGCGGCCAACACCUCUCCUUCUGUAACCCUCACCUUGAAAAAGCCCCAGAAGAUGGGGGUGUUUGUGGAUUAUGAGGAGGGUCAGGUGUCCUUCUAUAAUGUGGAGACCAGGGCUCAUAUCUUCUCUUUCACUGGCUGCAACUUCACUGAGAAACUCUAUCCAUUCUUUGACUGCGGGAUUCAUGACGAUAACAGUCAAGCAUUGAUCAUCUCCGCUGUCAGUCAUACAGACUGA